Stylophora pistillata is the source of this 1256-nucleotide messenger RNA. RefSeq lists its product as uncharacterized. NCBI's taxonomy places the organism in Eukaryota, Metazoa, Cnidaria, Anthozoa, Scleractinia, Pocilloporidae. The record is from RefSeq and is a predicted model, not a curated record.
CGCCUUUCUCACUUAACAGGUGAGGUGAUUUAAACUUUGAAGUUCCGUUCAGUCAGCGAUGAAAAUGGAACUGAGAAACCUGAGCUAUGUCGACUCAAAUGUUUCGUGGCAAAAGUAUACGAUCACAGCGAAACCUAGUGGUUGUUCUCAUGGUAUCGUUGUUGGGUGGCAUCGCUUACGGCAUAUUUUCCAUUUCGAAAAACUCUGAAGUACUCAUUGAUUCAAAAUCGGCCUGCCUCAGAGAGGCAUUUUCAGACACUGUUUUGGUAAUUGUUUACAACUAUCCUAUCUACUCAAGUAUACCAGCGCUCACUGCCUUGUAUAAGAAUGCAUUUCCCACGAUAAUGUUUUGCGGACCGCGAACGACUGAGGACUACAUAAUUGAAGCUCUGUACAUUCACAAAGGAUACUUCUCCUACACGUGCAUGUCACGUGCCAUGGAGAAACAUCCGGGAUAUACAGGAUAUUUACUUAUCAACGAUGACGUAUUAUUAAACUAUUGGAACUUAGUUGGUUUGGACCGAGACAAAAUCUGGGAAGGGCCAAAGGGAACAAUACUACUAUUUAACUACACUCAGCCAGCAAAUUGGUAUUGGUGGAAUUCCACAUGGGGAACUAAAACCUGUCAAAAGUCCUACGAUGAAAUCUGGGGUUUGGGCAAGUUCUUGAAAUAUGAAUGGUUACCAAAGAUGGUUGAUUCGGAUAAUGACACCGACGCACUGAAUGCAAAGGUUCACCCCUGGAGCAUGAUAUGGGACAUGGAAGGGUCGAUAGAUAUUUUGAAAAAGAAUGGAAAUGGCACGCCGUAUUGUCAUCGUGGUCGCUCCGAUAUAUUUUACAUACCUGGUAAAUUUGCGGAAGCGUUUCAAACACUCUCCUAUAUUUUCUACAAGCAUCGUUCAUUCUUAGAAAUUGCAGUUCCCACGAUGUGUCGGAUGCUUGACAAGGCGGAAAAUUUUGAGUUUAUUCCUGGGAUUUACCUGCCCGGAAAAGCGGGAGAGCCUCUGGUUAGGAAGGCUGAGCACUUCUGGAAAUCAUAUGACGAGACCUUGGCGUUCGUUCAUCCGUUAAAACUUAACUAUAAACUUGACGGAGCCCUGAACAUGGCUUUGCUAAGAAGCAGGAUCGUGAAGUACAGUGACAGGGUUAGUAAAUGCUAAAGGAAACUGACGUGAAGGCCCUUUCCUAACCGAUAACCUACUUUCGAUAUGUUAACUGAAUUCAGACAAGGUUUAGAGGCUUGGGGGAAAUCACAU